CCGGUACGCUCCGGGGACGACACGGUGACGAUAACUUGGUAUUCGCUUUUACUCUUAAAAAAAUAUAUAAAGUCAAAAUGGUUGUGUUUAUUAUUGUAAUAUGUAUAGGAAUUUUCUUAUUUUGCAUUUGAGACACUUCAAAAUGCCUAUAUAGUUGUAUGUAAUCGUUUUACUUGUAAGCCCAAAAAACGUGUUAAAAUAGGCGGUGAACAUGCUGACAAAGAAAAAGAUCCUAGUAGUAGUAUCCUCUUGCUGGCGGAGGAUGAAACUUUCUACAAUUUGACUAUUCGUUAAGCCAGCAUGGCCUAUUACCGCUGCGGCCCCACAGCAAUUGGGAGCAGGGCCUCCUGGUCAGUGUCAUCACCAGUGGAAUCGAAGACCUUCGACCGGCCGCUCAGCGGCAACUACGAUAGGAUCUUCAACGCCUUUGAACGGACCAAUGCUUUUGAAUACGUCCGAAGCACCUUUGAAGGGAAACCGGAGGAGGAUCGGCAAAUCGGCCAUGGAGAUAUAAUCGUAAACCGAAAAAUGUCUAGUAGUUUCGAGAGGGCAGACUGCGCGCUGGCAGCUCAGACGCCGUGUGAGGACGAUGAAGACUUUUAUAGGGAGAAGAUUCUGUACUCGCAGGCGAGACAGCUGUUCCCUUUACAGGAGGAUCUGGCUGAUUGGAUUAAUAAAACUAUCGGCAUCACGUACCUAUCGGGUGAGAAUUUCCUGGACGCGUUAGACAAUGGCGCUGAGCUGUGCCAACUGGCCGUGGUAAUCCACGAGCGGGCGCGAGAGUCUCUGGACCAGGGACUCAUUGUGGGGCCGGUGCCCGCAAUCCGCGGUCGUUGCUGGCAGCGUGCCGCGCGACGCAGUUUCUUCUCUCGGGACAACGCCGAGAACUUUAUAACCUUCUGCCGCGAGCUCGGCGUGCAUGAGAACUUGCUGUUUGAGAGUGAUGACCUUGUGUUACACAACCAGCCCCGCCAAGUGAUCCUGUGCCUUCUAGAAGUAGCCCGACUUGCCACGAAGUUCAAUGUGGAGCCUCCAGGACUGGUGCAGUUGGAAAAGGAGAUCGCGUUAGAGGAGCGAGACUCCGGCCUAGACUCUGCUAUGUCUGGUGCUGCGUGGCAGUUCAGAGAUAAUUCACCCUCACCUAUCAGAGAAAAAUCUAAAUCAGAAGCUUUAACAUCCUCGCCAGAUGAUCCAAAUGAAAGCCAGCAGUCAGUUCCAGACAACGUGGACCUAGAAAGCACCAAGUCUGGGGGUACGGAUAGCAGCACAGACACCGAUGUUCCUCUCAAACCCACCAACGAACUGGAUAAAAGGGUUCAGCUUGUGACGCGACUGAUGGAGCGUGGCUGCAACUGUGGCUCGGGCAAGUGUUCAAAGCUGCUCAAAGUGAAGAAGGUCGGUGAGGGCCGUUACAACAUCGCGGGCAGGAAUGUCUUCAUCCGGUUGCUGAAAGGUCGCCACAUGAUGGUCCGCGUAGGAGGCGGCUGGGAUACACUAGAGCACUUCUUGUCGCGCCAUGAGCCCUGCCAGGUGCGCCUCGUCACUCAAGGCCGCCGGGACGUCCUUCCCGUUAAUCUGCCGCCCACCUCCCCCCGCACUUCACCUUCCCCAGCUAGUAGCAAGACUUCCUUGACCAAGGAGCCAUCAUCAACUGGCAAAACUUCACCCUCACCUGCCAGUAGCAAGGUUUCCUUAAAUAAAGAGUCUUCAAUGGCUGGUACCGUAUCACCAGUAGAUAGCAAAGCUUCUUCUAUAAGUGGCAAAAACUCUCCAGAGCCUGGAGUUAAAUCUCGUAAAGCUGGUGCUUUUUCAACUAAGGAGUCUCCAAGGCCCGGCACAAUAUCACCAGUAGACAGCAAAGCUUCUUCGUUAAGCGGUAAAAUUUCUCCAGAUCUUGCGGUGAACGUAAAAUCUCGCAAAACUAGUGGAAAGAGUUCUCCUUUACGCACUUCAACACCAAUCAAACCAUCACUCAAUAAAAAUAGAUCCGCUCUUACUUUGCCUCUCAAAGAAACGACCGAUAAAACAGCUUUACGUGCAAGAAAACAAUCUGCACCCGCUAGCUUCAGCACCCCAGGGACGCCUACCGGUAGGUCAACUAGAACGCCGCCAGUAGAGUUGCGCAAGUCACUCACUUCGAACGCUUUAUUGAAAACGCCCAAGAAAUCUCGAAGCAUGAGCCUCGCAAAUACACCAGAGAGAAAACCAUUUUGUGGUACUGAUAGGUUGAACCAAAGUAAGAAAAAUAAAAGCUCGGUGCCUACCACUCCUACUGAAACGAUGGCUAGAAAAACACGUAGCCAAAGCCUCGCUUCUACUCCAGUUAAUGAACCUAAAAAGUCCCUAACGAACGGUUACGGCAAGAAGACUCGAAGCAUGAGCUUGGCCGCACCAAUUGAAUUCGGAAAACCAAUUCAUAAAAGUGCUUCGGUUACUGCGACCGGUUUGACGCAAGCGGCCAUAGAGGACAGCAUCAGGCGGUCUUUAGAAGCGAGUAUAGAAGAUCAUACGUCUCCAAAAAAGCCAUUUUUGCAUAUCAAAGCCAAAUACAGAAGUCCCCCGCCAAGGGAGGUUCCUCCCAGAUAAUUAGAACGCGGUUAGAUUCCUCAUUCCACUAGUUUAUUGACAUUAAUAUAACUGCUAGAAUUAUGUAAAGCUGAUCGCACAUUAGUAGGCGCCGCACGCAAAAUAUUUCUUAAAUGCCUCGCACCUUUGGCAACACCGUUCACAACGCUUUAUCUUUUGUACUUCAGGAUCCAGAUUUUCUAAGAUAUUGACAUCGUAACUACACCGAAACAGUAGUUUGGGGUGUCGAUUCGACGUCUUCUUACAAAAAUGCUUUACUGUUAAGUAAAAGUAUUAACGAUCCAAUGUCAAAACCAAAUCAAGCAAUACUUAAAGGGUCGUAAAAACGAUGGAUUUUAACACUCCAUCCAAGGAUCGGAUGGUUUAUGAUUGAAAUAUUAAAGGUAAUCAGAGCCCCGUUAUGCAAAGUUCUUCGUAUGAUACAUGUUCGGGGCUUACAAAUAUGCGAUCAGCUUAAGUCAACGAAGAAGUUCACGGGUUUAACGCUGUGAAAUAUUUAUGGCCCGAUGUGAAAGUUCAAUUACUAGAAGUUAUAAUUUCCUAGUAAUUGUUUAGUUAAGCUUUGUUAGUUAAGUUAAGUCAUCUUUAGCAAUCUCGUAUAUAUCAUCUAUUAUUUUACUUAGUGAGUAGAUGCAAUUAUUAUACAUCCAGCAUUCAUCAAAUACUCCAGGAAUCUUAUCCUCUGUCACAUUCAAAUCGGAUCGUGCAAUUUAUGACGUCAACUUUGAUAGUCUUUGAUGUCACAAAAAACAUUUAACACGCGAUUUCGAUUGAAAUGUCAUUGAGAGUGAGAACCAAGCUAUGGAGGGACUAGUCAUAAUGAAUUUCGUAUGUAAAUUGUAAUUAUAUAAUUAAUUAAUAAUGUUAAUGUAAUUUAAUCAUGAUGAUAAUUUAAUUCACUUCCAUUUUGCAAUAAUUAUUUCAUUUAUUGUUUUUAUAAUUUAUUUAAGAAUUGAUUAAUUUUCAUGUUUUUGUUUAAUUUAAAAAUGUGUGUUGGUACCAUUACGCGUUGUAUAUGUUUGUAUUAUCUUAAGUUUUGACAGAUAUGAUCGAGGCGUUGUCUUUUUAUUUCAAUCUACUACUAUUAUUAUGGAUAAAUUACAGGUUAUAUUCAAAGCCACUUAAUAUCGCUUUUAUGCUUAAGUAUUAUAUUUGAAAUUGUAGUAGGAUUGCUUAAUUAUAACACGCAGACUACAGGAAAAAGAUGGACUCUAAGCGUUCUGCGCUGCAUCGAGAAGAUUCCAAUGUUAUGCAUAAAUCGGUGCAGUCAAAUUUUAAACAAAUAGUACCUACAAUAAUAUAAUAAUAACAAUAAAAAAAAAUCUUUAUUGAUCAAAAAGUAGAAGAACCGUUUACAAUUCCAUUGUAAAUAGAUUUUUUACUGUGCACCUUGCACAGUAAAAUAUGAAGGCAAUAUUAGUGCUUUGGCACUUGUACUAGGGAGGCCUGUAUCACGAGUGCCGUAAACAAUGAGUUCGUUGCUCGAGCUCGUCUCUGCUGAAGAAAGCAAGUACCGUUAGUGUCCAUGUUUUCGUUUAGUCUGUGUAAUAGUUAAUACCUAAUGUAAUUUGUAACGAACUGUGGCUUAAGUACACUAGUGACCUCAGCGGGUACAAAGUUCAAUGUCCAUACAUCAUCUAUUUUGGUACAUCAUUUGUCGAAAGGAUAAAAAAUAUUUUUGCACUUAGAUAGACAAGCACUAGCUAGACUCCGAUAACUUAAAUUUUACAUAAAUUUAAUAGAUAGGUAACGUAGACGAAAAAAUCACCCCUUUAAAACUUCGCAUACUUACAAAAUUCCCGAGACGGAAGUUAAAAAGUUGAGUGUGUGUUUGUGGUAAUGUGGAAACCGUUGUGGCAAUCCCCAUAUUUUAAAUUUUGCCAAAAAAAAAACCGGGACAUCCAAUAGUCUCACAAUACACAUAGGCACCCAAUAAGACUCGAGAUCGAGGUGUACAAAUAUGUUUAAAGAAAGGGGGAAAAAUGGGAGGUUUUUUCCUGGCGCUACAGGAAUUCCCCGGACAAAGACUUCACACGCAACGUGUGUGAAGUCUUUGUCCGCGUUCAAAAUAUAUAAAAGAUGUACUCAAAAAACUUUGAGCGCAUCCACUAUGAACCUUUAACGUUUUAGCGCCGUUUUAUUAUACUAAUUACUUCAACUUUCGUCGUUCUAACUGCCCUCCUAGUACUAAACUUGGUCCUACAGAAGGAACAAGCAGCUGCGUGAAAUUGGUUGUGAUUCAUUCAAUCUAGCUGCAAUUAAUUAUGUCUGAACCUACAAGUUUUCCGUUAAAAGAUCAAUUAGUAGGAUACGUAAUAUAGUACGCGCGGUUCUGGAACAGUAUCUCACAAAUUUAACGUGAGGUCAUUGUGAUAUGAAAAAAAGUUUCAAAUUGGACGUCACGAAAUAAGUAGGUACAUUUUGCUGGUAGUUAGAAUUUCGUAGAGAAUUAAGGCUUUUGCCUUAGGUGUUAGGUACAUAACGAUUAUCGCAGAUCUUGAAUCUAUUGGCGUUACUUACGUACUGCUCUCGCUGCAUCAGUACGAGUAUUCAACCUACCUACCUAUAAGAGUUUGGUGCUAGGAGGUGACGAUAUUUUUUCGUAAAACUCAAUUGAUGGUAUAAUAUUGACAUGAUAUCCAUAAUCUUCCAACCAGUGUGAACAGAGCUUAAGUAAGUCUAAGUGAUAUACAAACAUACUGCCGUUCUGUCGUACUACAAUAUUGUGCCAACAGUUUAUAUUGUGUAAGUUUGGAAAUAAACUUUUUGAUAUCAUUGCA
Molecule: messenger RNA, 5366 nt
Organism: Pararge aegeria (speckled wood butterfly)
Lineage: Eukaryota; Metazoa; Arthropoda; Insecta; Lepidoptera; Nymphalidae
Gene: gas2
Product: GAS2-like protein 3
Exons: 10
Coding region: 301-2586 (761 amino acids)
Biological process (GO): actin crosslink formation
Cellular component (GO): actin filament
Molecular function (GO): microtubule binding; cytoskeletal adaptor activity; actin filament binding
Source: RefSeq, a predicted model, not a curated record